AUGUUAGCAUUAUUUAUUUUCUUGUUGCCGCUGGUCAAUACGGAAUUGACCUCAUACAAUAAGCAGCUGGAAUGGAUUGCCGGGCAUUGGAGGAGCGAAUUUUCGGGCAAGGUUUUCUGGCCCACCGUACCCACGAUGACGUUUGGUGAAGAACUGAAAAUCAUGGAGGCGCCAUUAGCGAAGAGCGCCAAUGUGCAGUUCCUCAAUUUCUCCGCCCGAGCCUGGUCCCACUCCACCAAGGAUCACUUCCACGAUGAGUGGGGAUUCGUCACGGCCGAUCCCUCUGGAAAUGUGACGCUCAUGACUUCAGGAAAUAACGGCUUCACAACCUAUGAAGUCGGACACGUGUCCCACAAUCGAUUGGUGCUGACGCUGAAGGAUAUUGGGCGGAUAUCCUUUUCAAGGGAUUUGCCGGUGGAGGAUCUCCGACGUACUUUCGUGCGCCACGACGAUCGAUACCUCGAGCAGGUUAUCGAAAUGAGGACCGCUACCCAUCCAAAGCAAGGAUACUUGGAGCACACGCGGGUCGUCUACACCAAAAUGGAU
Messenger RNA from Mesorhabditis spiculigera, 546 nucleotides. NCBI's taxonomy places the organism in Eukaryota, Metazoa, Nematoda, Chromadorea, Rhabditida, Rhabditidae. The record is from the annotation of a GenBank genome assembly.